AGCUUAUCUGGCGUAGCAAAUGUGAUGGCGAGUUAAAUGUUAGAAGGCUCGGCCGCGAUAAAAACACCAUUAAAAACUGCGCCGCAGCAGCCGCCGCCGUCGCCGCCGCCGCCUAAAGUUUCUCGUCGUCACGGCGUUCAUCCUCGUCGGCGGGGAUUUAACCGUGUGUGUGUGUGAAGGGGGGAGGAAAAAAAAACCAGUCGCUUCGUUUCGUUCUUCAAGAACCCCCCCCCCCCUCCCCGGAGACCGUGGACCGCGACGUCGCUACCGGUUCGACGUGGGAGUGCCAUACCAUCCGUUGGACCCCACAGGCUUACACUACCGGUGUCCAUGAAUCAACACAGCCCUGAGCCAUUGGUGGAAAUUCCACCAUCCUAUGGUGGAGACGAGUCUGUCCAUAGGACUCCCACCGUUGACUUCCCCACAAACUGGAUGCCGUCCAAUAGUCGGGCGGGAAGCCUUCGAGAUCCGGAGGUGGCAGAGCUCUUCUUUAAGGAGGACCCUGAGAAGCUGUUCUGCGACCUCAAGGAGAUUGGCCAUGGCAGCUUUGGUGCAGUCUACUUUGCACGAAACAUCCACACCAGUGAGGUUGUGGCUAUUAAGAAAAUGUCCUACAGUGGAAAACAGUCUAAUGAGAAAUGGCAAGAUAUCAUUAAAGAAGUUAAGUUUUUGACGAAGUUGAAACAUCCCAACAUCAUUGAGUACAAGGGUUGUUACCUCCGUGAGCACACUGCUUGGAUGAUAAUGGAGUACUGUCUUGGAUCAGCAUCUGACCUACUUGAAGUGCAUAAGAAACCUCUGCAGGAGAUUGAAAUAGCUGCUAUUGCUCAUGGAGCUCUCCAGGGUCUGGCUUUCCUACACAACCACACUAUGAUCCACAGGGAUGUUAAGGCGGGAAACAUCCUCCUUACAGAACCCGGCCAGGUCAAGUUGGCAGACUUUGGCUCUGCCUCCCUCACUGCACCCGCCAACUCCUUCGUGGGAACGCCUUACUGGAUGGCUCCAGAGGUGAUUCUCGCCAUGGAUGAAGGCCAGUACGACGGCAAGGUGGAUGUGUGGUCUCUGGGCAUCACGUGUAUAGAGCUGGCCGAGAGGAAGCCCCCACUGUUCAACAUGAACGCAAUGAGUGCCUUGUAUCACAUAGCGCAGAAUGACUCUCCCACACUGCAGUCGCCCGAGUGGUCGGACUACUUUAGGAACUUCGUUGACUCCUGUUUGCAGAAGAAUGGACAGGAUCGACCCACUUCUGCCGGCCUUUUGCGACACGCUUUUGUGAUGCGAGACCGGCCCGAGUCUGUACUCAUCGAGAUGAUCCAGCGCACCAAGGAUGCGGUGCGCGAACUGGACAACCUGCAGUACCGAAAAAUGAAGAAGCUGCUCUUCCAGGAGACUCAGAAUGGUCCGUCUGCAGAGCCACAAGAGGACGAUGAGGAGGUGGAUCCGUACCUUCACCGUUCGGGCACGGUGAGCAGCGUGAGCAGCACGCAGUCCAUCCCCAGCACGUCGGUGAGCGCUGGCAGCCAGGGCAGCAGUGUGGCCAGCAUGCCGGAGGCCCCCGACCCCGAGGGCCACCUGCACAUGAUGUACGAUGACUGCACUGUGAUGUCCAGCAACUCCGUCAUUCACGUGACGCCGGAGCAGUACUGCCUGCUGGAGGAGCGACUCCGAAGGGGCUCGGACCCAGACACGUCACGCACCCCUCCGCUACCACCGCACCGCGCUAGCCAACAUCACCGCCACCACAACCACAACCACUUCCAGACCAUUCGCACAGCCUCUGUGGUGACGCGGCAGAUGCACGAGCACGAGCAGGAGAGCGAGCUGCGCGAGCAGAUGUCGGGCUACAAGCGCAUGCGGCGACAGCACCAGAAGCAGCUGAUGGCGCUGGAGAACAAACUGAAGGCGGAAAUGGAUGAGCACCGACUACGCCUUGACAAGGAGCUGGAGACGCACACCAAUGGAGCCGCCAGCGACAUGGAGAAGCUGCUCAAGAAGCACCAGGCCCUGCUCGACAAGGAGGUGAAGGCUGCAGGUGCAGAGGAAAAGAAGUUCCAGCAGCACAUCUUGUCCCAGCAGAAGAAAGAACUCAACAGCUUCCUGGAGGCACAGAAGAGGGAAUACAACAUGCGAAAGGAGCAACUCAAGAGGGAGUUGAACGAGAAUCAAAGCACGCCCAAGAAAGAGAAGCAGGAGUGGCUGUCCCGGCAGAAGGAGACGAUUCAGCACUUCCAGGCGGAGGAGGAGGCGACCAUGCUGCGCAGCCAGCGUCACUACCUGGAGCUCGAGUGCCGGCGCUUCAAGCGGCGCAUGCUGCUGGAGAGGCACAACCUCGAGCAGGGUCUGCUCCGAGAGGAGCUGAACAAGAAGCAGAUGCAGAAGGACUCGGAGCAUGCGAUGCUGCUACGGCACCACGAGGCCACCCAGGAUCUGGAGUUCCGUCACCUGAACACGGUGCAGCGCAUGCGCAGCGAGCUGAUCCGCCUGCAGCACCAGACGGAGCUCGCCAACCAGAUGGAGUAUAACAAGGGGCGUGAGCGCGAGCUGCGGCGCAAGCACGUCAUGGAGAUCCGCCAGCAGCCCAAGUGUCUCAGGGUAAAAGAAAUCCAGAUCAAAAAGCAGUUCCAGGACACGUGCAAGGUGCAGACACGGCAGUACAAGGCUCUGCGCAACCAUCUGCUGGAGACCACGCCCAAGGGCGAUCAUAAAGCCGUGCUCAAGCGCCUCAAGGACGAGCAGACGCGCAAACUCGCCAUCUUGGCAGAGCAGUACGAGCACACCAUCAACGAGAUGAUGUCCACACAGGCGCUCCGCCUGGACGAGGCACAGGAGGGCGAGUGCCAGGCCCUGAAGGUGCAGCUGCAGCAGGAGCUGGAGCUGCUCAACGCCUACCAGAGCAAGAUCAAGAUGCGCACAGAUGCGCAGCAUGAGCGGGAGCGCAAAGAGCUGGAGCAGAAGGUGUCCCUGCGCCGCGCGCUGCUUGAGCAGAAGAUUGAAGAGGAGAUGGUAGCUCUUCAGACAGAGCGUUCAGACAAGAUCCGCUCCCUCCUGGAGCGCCAGGCUCGCGAGAUCGAGCUCUUCGACUCGGAGAGCGUGCGCCUGGGCUUCAGUAACCUGGUGCUCUCCAACUUGCCAGCCGAAGCUUUCAGCCACAGUUACCCGGGAGCCCAGGGGUACUCGGGAUCCCAGUCGGGCUAUGGGGGGGCUGGUGGCGGCUGCGGUGGCAGUGGGGGCAGCCGUGCGGGCAAUCCUGGCAUGAGAAACAGCCCCCAGCCCAUGCGGCGCACGGCCUCCGCAUCCGGAGGACAGGGCGACCGUGGCAUGAGUCGCAGUUCCAGCGCCUCUUCUCAUUUCUCCAAUGGAUCCUACUACAAUUAGCACGGGUGGCGCUCCCCCCCCCCCCCCCCCCCCCGGGUUGUGUGCUUGCAUUCUGCCCGUGGCUCCCGCUCUGUCCCCUCCUUCCCUCCCUCCACGUCACAUCGCCACUGAGCCAGACCCACAGGAGAGGAGGCGG
Molecule: messenger RNA, 3511 nt
Organism: Lethenteron reissneri (Far Eastern brook lamprey)
Lineage: Eukaryota; Metazoa; Chordata; Hyperoartia; Petromyzontiformes; Petromyzontidae
Product: serine/threonine-protein kinase TAO1-like
Biological process (GO): protein phosphorylation
Cellular component (GO): cytoplasm
Molecular function (GO): ATP binding; protein serine/threonine kinase activity
Source: RefSeq, a predicted model, not a curated record